This is a messenger RNA of Thunnus maccoyii (southern bluefin tuna), 653 nucleotides long. It is a transcript of the gene pvalb9, whose product is annotated as parvalbumin 9. Bases 156 to 485 code for a protein of 109 amino acids. Gene Ontology annotation, molecular function: calcium ion binding. Gene Ontology annotation, cellular component: cytoplasm; nucleus. The transcript is spliced from 5 exons. The record is from RefSeq and is a predicted model, not a curated record. Lineage: Eukaryota; Metazoa; Chordata; Actinopteri; Scombriformes; Scombridae.
GCAGGUUGGCAACUCAAGCAUCCGUCAGCGCAUCCACGCAGGCGUAUAUAAGACUGAGCCAGCUGUCAGCAGACACCACAAAGCCUUAUCUGCUGCUGCUGCUGCUGCUGCUUUGGACCUGAACGAAGAGGAAACCCAGCAAACAGCGGACCAACAUGUCUCUGACUUCCAUCCUGUCAGCUGAAGCCAUUGAAAAUGCUAUCAAGGACUGUCAAGCUCCGGACACUUUCUGCUACAAGAAGUUCUUCAAGCUGUGUGGACUCUCGUCAAAGACGCCCAAGGAGGUCAAAGAUGUCUUCCAGAUCCUUGAUGAUGACAACAGCGGCUACAUCGAGGAGUCUGAGCUCAAGUUCUUCCUACAGCGGUUUGUCCCCGGGGCACGAACACUGACUGAGGCAGAAACCAAGAGCUUCAUCUCAGCAGCUGAUGAUGAUAGUGAUGGCAAAAUUGGAGCAGAGGAAUUCCAGACAAUGGUCCUCUCCUGAGUUUCGCAGAUGAAGACAACUUCAAGUUUUAAGGUCUUCAGUCCUCUCCCCACCUCUGGAGUUUUCUCUUUAAAUGACCUUUUGUCCAUUUAAAGACAACAGCUAUUAAUUAAUUUGUCUUCUACCUAUGUUGGUCCAUGUUUUCUCACUGUACACACCUCACCUCUG